AUGUCAAAGCAAACGGGUUCCACUGCGGCUGUGCAUGAAGCUUCUGGCAGGGGUGACUUUGAUAUGACGUCCCCAACAUGCACGGACAUUUCCCCAGUGAUACACCCGCCGUCUUUCCCCGCCAUCACUCAGAACUAUUACACCCCGAGUACAAUGAACUAUGGCACCCCCAGCCAUCAAGAUACAGACGGUUUGUCUGAACUCCAACAGAGCGGGCGCUUUGCUCAACCUGCCCCUUUUCCUUCUCACAACUCUCUCGCUAGACAGACUUCGCAGCUCUCAGGCAGCGCACUUUGCGGAGCCAUCGAGGUUGACGAGCUUUCUAGCACUUCUCAGGACGUGGUGACUCUGAGCACUACGCCGAACAAACGGGCAGUGGUGAUUUCCGAGGGAACUGGACGCCCUAACCGUUUUGCACACUUGACUGCCAACUCCUCUGGGCGCUCCUUCACUAGACCUCCUCAGAAAAAGCCUGAUCCAGCACCGCGACAAGAUCCAGACUUAUCUCAAUCAAUUAGUAUAUCCAUGACCAGUGAACUCAGCCGCCUAGAAGUUACAGAAGACGACGAACAGCAGCUUCGACGCCAGGGUGUAUCCAUUGAUUCCAUUCAGCAGACACUUAACCUCACCUAUCCGGAUGCCACAGACGCCCAGAAGAUCCGUAAGCUCCUGCAGCUAUUGGCAAACUCGACGAUCACAAGCAAUCGUCUCUUGGCUGAAAAGGAGGAGCUUGCUCAGAUGUUGACUGCUAAGACUAACAGCUCCGAGCAGGCAACACUGAACUACCAUAUAGAGAGGGCUAAACUCUUUGAAACACGAGCACGGGCGGCCGAAGAAAAGCUUGCGCAAACAGAGCAAGAGCUAUUAGAACAUAAAAGAAAGCUGCAUGCUAAGGACCAGGAGCUAUCGUCCGUAAUAAUCAAACUUAAUGAAGUGACCGCGAAAAGGGAACUUGAGAAAGAGUUAGAGAUUGAGAAGGAGCUGGAGCAUGAGAAAGCUCAUAGUGCCCUUCUACAGGAAGAACGAGAUAAGUAUGCUGCAGAAGUGCAGUAUCUAAGAAACUACGUCAAUGAGCUUGAAGAUACUCUUACUAUGACCAAAUCUAAUCUUCUAGAAGCUCAGACAGAUCUACGUGAAAUGUUUGCGAAGCUAUCUACUAAUGAAUCUAAUCAACUCAAGAAAAAGAUUUCUGACCUAGAGGAGCAAAUCUUGGAGCUUGGAGCCCAGCUUAAAGAGUCAGUCAAUUGGCAGCGUGAUGCUCGUUCUUCUGACUAUCCACAAUCUUCCCUUCAAGCUUCGCAGCAUAUCGAGGCCCUACAGUUGACAUAUCAACAACAGGUCAUGGACAAGCAAAUGGAGAUCAUUGCGCUCCAAGCGCAGCUGCAACAAGUGACGACCGAGUUGGAUGAACAAGCCCAGUUUCAAGCUACCAUUGCUGAGCAACACUGUGCGGAAAAGAGUGCUCUUGAGGCAGAGAACCGGGAACUCAGCGCCAAAGUAAGCGCUCUAAUGCGCACUGGAACAGGAUUAUCCCGUCACGUGCACACUGAUUCUGUAAUGCCCAAGAUACAAAUGGAACUUGUCGAAGAGACUAUCUAUUCAGAGUCAGACGCUAACAAUGUCGUUAUGCCUGCAUCUAUUGCGCCAACUUCGUCGCAAUUUAAGAAUGUAGACUCUACGCCUUCGAGGGCUAAGCAUAUGGAAAAGACCGAUAACCUGUUGGAACAGGAAAACCAACAUCUUCGUCAAGAAAAUGACAAGCUGAAAAGUGACAAGACAAAGCUAAAGAAUGCUCUAAAGCAGAUAAAACAGCUUCAGCGCGAGUACGAAGCCAGCCAAAACACCACUCCGCGAGAUCUUACCUCAGAAGAAGAGGACAACGGCAGCAAGAGGAGCUCGUUGGGCAGCAACACGGAAGAUGCCAUGAUGGUGCCCGGUACCAUGAUCCCCAGGCCAACACAACUGCUCAAGAAUCAAAUUAAUCUUCUGAAGGCAGAUCUUGGGUCUGCAAAGGGCGAGAUUGUCGAGCUGCAAAAGAAGCUUUCUGAGAAGGAAGAGGCUAGGAUGAGACUGGAGGUGGAAAAGAAACUACUAUCAGAAAAGCUUGAGGAAAACGAAUGCAGAAUAGCAGAGUUGCAGAAGGAUUUAACACGCUUUGAACUAGGGAGCGCACAUACCAAUGUUGCCAGGACGCAUAUGGCAGACAUCGAGACGGCCAAUAAGCACACAUCUACAGACCCCUCACCAGAACACAACGAAGCUACCACCACGAUACUGACUGAAGUCAAUGCUCGAUGUGUGGCAUUGACGGAGCAGCUAGAGAAGGAGAAGCAGUCUGUCUCGAUUCUCCGUGAUAAGCUCUCUUCUCUUGAGAAGGAUAAGGCUACUUUACUCGAGGAUGUAAAGAAAAAAGACAACUCUCUUGCAGAGGCAGAAGCGGCAGCGAAAGACGAAACAGAAAAGCUAACAGCCCGAUUGGCCGAUCUUCAAGGCAAGCUGGACGCCACAGAACGCCAGAAUAGGUCCUAUAACUCACUACUGGCAACCAUGCAUUCUGCAAACAGUGCAAACACCGACAAGCUUCGGUCAAUAGAGAAUCGUGAGCAAGUGGAGCUAGCGCGGCGAGAUGAACUGAUCUCUAUACUCAGAAACGAGAUACUCAUGCACCAGAGUGAAAUUGGCUUACUAAAGAAGGAGCUUUAUUUGCGGGACGAAGAAACCCGUCGUUUGAUGAAGAAAAUCAUAGCCUUAGAAGCAGGAUAUUUUGGUACUAGUUCCAAUCACUCCUAUUAUGACGCUGCUGAACCGGUAGCCACGGCCGCAGAUACCAUCGGCAGCUACCCCAUCAUUGACGCGGCUCUGCGAUCUUCAUCAAGACAUAUUCGUAGCCAGCUCAAUACGACGCUAGAAUCUGGUUUAAAUAACUUUUGA
Giardia duodenalis is the source of this 2931-nucleotide messenger RNA. RefSeq names its product Coiled-coil protein. Bases 1 to 2931 code for a protein of 976 amino acids. The transcript has a single exon. NCBI's taxonomy places the organism in Eukaryota, Fornicata, Diplomonadida, Hexamitidae. The record is from RefSeq and is a predicted model, not a curated record.